AUGGGUCAGCGGAACAAAGUCUUAGAGACCGACACUCCUACUGCAAAAUUCCUCUACACAAUUAUCAAGCAAUUGGACCUGAAGUCGGUCGAUUGGAAUCGGGUCGCCUCCGAUGUCGAAGUCUCCAAUGGUCACGCCGCUCGCAUGCGGUAUUCCCGCUUCCGACAACAAAUGGAAGGAAACACAGGGGCGAGCAAACCAAAGCGAAAGGGCAAGAAGGGAAAGACCAUAGAGCCCCCUGCUGAGAUGCAAGGCAUAUUUCCAAUGGCUCCGCCGCUCAUGGUGCCAACCAUGGAAUCGAUUGAUUCUUCUCUUCAGGGCAAUCCCUUUGUAAAGUGUGAACCGGGCACUCAAGGCAACGCCAACUUACAGAGCCUUAUGCAACAUUCUCCGCAGUUGAUGUCGGAGGCUAGCACCGAAGGACAGUAUUACUUUCCUCAGGAUUUUGCCUCAAUGCAGUUCCAACUGGCGUCAAGCCUACCAUCUGGGAUACCAUCACCCAGCCCCACAGCAUCAUCGUCCUUCAUGUAUGAAAAUCCAUACCAGUUCCCGACCAUGUCAACCGGUUACCCUUAUUCAACACCCAGUACUCAAUCCGGCUUCGACUUGCGGGAGUUUGACCAACUGCCCCGUUUCUCCAAUUAUGCCCCAACCAUCAGCUGGGAACCACGUCCUCCUUCUCGCCAGGAAACUCCAGCCGUAAAAGUCGAACAAGAAACGCAGACCGACGAGAGGACACCGAGUACAGGGAACCAGGAAGAUCAGCAUGUUGUUGUCAAAGUUGAAAAGAUUCAAGAUUGA
Messenger RNA from Penicillium samsonianum, 801 nucleotides. RefSeq lists its product as uncharacterized. Lineage: Eukaryota; Fungi; Ascomycota; Eurotiomycetes; Eurotiales; Aspergillaceae. Bases 1 to 801 code for a protein of 266 amino acids. The transcript is spliced from 2 exons. The record is from RefSeq and is a predicted model, not a curated record.